AUGGGAGCAAACGCCUCCAGCAAGUCACCACCCUCCGAUGAAAACGAAGAUGUCACCUUCGACCAUUUUGAAAUUUUGCGAGCUAUUGGGAAGGGCAGCUUCGGAAAAGUCUGCGUUGUGCAAAAGAAUGACACCAAGAAGAUGUAUGCCAUGAAAUACAUGAAUAAACAAAAGUGCGUGGAGCGUAAUGAAGUGAAAAAUGUUUUCAAGGAGCUGCAGAUUAUGCAGGGCCUGGAACACCCCUUCUUAGUUAACUUAUGGUACUCGUUCCAGGAUGAAGAAGAUAUGUUUAUGGUUGUAGACCUGCUGCUUGGAGGGGACCUGCGUUACCAUCUCCAACAAAAUGUGCGGUUCCAAGAAGGCACUGUGAAACUCUUCAUCUGUGAGCUGGUGCUGGCCCUUGACUAUCUCCAGAGCAGGCACAUCAUCCACAGAGACAUCAAGCCUGACAACAUUUUACUGGAUGAGCAUGGACACGUGCACAUCACUGAUUUCAAUAUUGCCACGAUGCUGACUAAAGAAAUACAAGUCACCACCAUUGCUGGCACAAAGCCAUAUAUGGCACCUGAAAUGUUUAACUCUGCAAAACCCACCGGCUAUUCCUUCGCUGUGGACUGGUGGUCAUUGGGAAUCACUGCCUACGAGCUGCUCAGGACCCGGAGGCCGUAUCAUAUUCGCUCCAACACUUCCACAAAUGAAAUCGCUCACGUGUUCAGGACGGCUACAGUGAUGUACCCUGCCGCUUGGUCCACAGACAUGGUGUCGCUAAUCAAAAAGUUGCUUGAGCCGAACCCUGAGAAGCGUUUCUCUCAGCUGAAAGAUAUCCAGGACUUUCCGUAUCUGUCAGAUGUGAACUGGGAUGCUGUUCUCCAGAAACGGAUAAUGCCAGAAUUCAUUCCCACGAAAGGCAGACUGAACUGUGACCCAACCUUUGAACUGGAAGAAAUGAUCCUAGAAUCCAAACCUCUUCACAAGAAAAAAAAGCGCUUGGCUAAGAAGGAGAAGGACACCAGCAAAAGCAAUUCCUCCCAGGCCUGCCAUCUUCAAAAGCACCUAGAGAUGCUCCAGAGGGACUUCAUUGUUUUCAACAGAGAAAAGGUGAGACACCACCACCACGACACCCAGGAGACCAUAACGCAGGCAGAAAGCAGAGGCGUGUACAAGGAGGACAACCAGAACAAGCACCUCUGA
Gymnogyps californianus (California condor) is the source of this 1191-nucleotide messenger RNA. It is a transcript of the gene STK32A, whose product is annotated as serine/threonine kinase 32A. The record is from RefSeq and is a predicted model, not a curated record. Gene Ontology annotation, biological process: protein phosphorylation; regulation of signal transduction; G protein-coupled receptor signaling pathway. Gene Ontology annotation, molecular function: G protein-coupled receptor binding; G protein-coupled receptor kinase activity; ATP binding. The transcript has 12 exons. Lineage: Eukaryota; Metazoa; Chordata; Aves; Accipitriformes; Cathartidae. Bases 1 to 1191 code for a protein of 396 amino acids.